Molecule: messenger RNA, 1021 nt
Organism: Uloborus diversus
Lineage: Eukaryota; Metazoa; Arthropoda; Arachnida; Araneae; Uloboridae
Product: ADP-ribosylation factor-like protein 8A
Exons: 1
Coding region: 446-1000 (184 amino acids)
Biological process (GO): anterograde axonal transport; protein transport
Cellular component (GO): lysosomal membrane
Molecular function (GO): GTP binding; GTPase activity
Source: RefSeq, a predicted model, not a curated record
UAGGGCAACCAUAAAAGAAAUAAAGAGAAACGGUUUACUAAAAUAAAAUUGUUAUCUCUAAAAAUUCGACGACAGUGCCAAACUCCAAAUUAUCGAAAUUUUGCCUCGGUACCUGCUGGUAAGCAACAUAUUCCUUUUUGCGAGAGGCUCUUUCCAAAGCUACGUACGGAUGUUUAUAUUUUCAAUGCAAUAUUCUGCGAUGGGUUUUUUUUAAUAUUACGAGAGUUCUUAUGCUACUAGUUCAUUUCUUCAACUUAGCUUAUUAUCAACAAAAAGAGCAAUGAAUUUUCUAGUAAUAUGCUAAAUUGAAUAACACUAUGCGCGUGUACUCGGCGUAUUAUCGUGAGCGUGAGAUAUGUAAACCGAAAAAGGCGAUUUUAUUUUUCUAGCUAUUUUAGUCAUACAUCCACAUCCCCAACAGUUUUUUGCUCUCUCUGUCUCUCAUAUGAUGUGGAAAGUCUGGCGUACGUUCUUAGAUUGGAUCAAGGGCUUAUUUUGGGGCAAGGAAUUGGAAAUUACAAUUUUAGGUUUACAAGAAGCUGGUAAAACGACUUUCGUUAACACCAUAGCUCUUGAUACCCAUGAAGAUACUAUACCUACCAUAGGAUUCAACAUGAGAAAAAUCACAAGAGGAAAUGUGGUCAUUAAAAUUUGGGAUCUAGGAGGAGAGAAAAGAUUUCGAGGCAUGUGGGAUAGGUAUUGUAGGGGAGUAGAUGUCAUAGUCUUCAUGGUUGAUGCAGCAAAUAUCAAGAAACUAGAAGAGUCAAAAAAGGAGCUUCGAGAAUUGUUGCUGAAAAAGCAAUUAACUUCCGUUCCCUUAUUAGUUUUAGGAAAUAAGAUUGAUCUUCCAGGUGCACUUAGUCAAAAGGAAUUUACCUAUGCAAUGAACUUGAGUGCAAUAGAAGGACGGGAAGUAUCCAAUUACAUGAUCUCUUGUCGAAAAAAGGAAAAUAUUGAUGUUGUCUUGCAGUGGUUAACAGUCCAUUCUAAAUUGCCAUGAUACAUUUCCCCUGUUGCUCCU